This is a messenger RNA of Pimephales promelas (fathead minnow), 1947 nucleotides long. RefSeq names its product WAP, follistatin/kazal, immunoglobulin, kunitz and netrin domain containing 1 (gene wfikkn1). The record is from RefSeq and is a predicted model, not a curated record. Gene Ontology annotation, biological process: transforming growth factor beta receptor signaling pathway. Gene Ontology annotation, cellular component: extracellular region. Gene Ontology annotation, molecular function: serine-type endopeptidase inhibitor activity; receptor antagonist activity; transforming growth factor beta binding. Lineage: Eukaryota; Metazoa; Chordata; Actinopteri; Cypriniformes; Leuciscidae.
GGUCAAAGGUCACGGCCGCGGUCAGCCAAUGAAAGACCUGAGGCUCCUCACAGGACAAAGAGUGUGUGAGAGACUGUGUGUGUAUGACAGUCUUGCUUUCCCAGCAGGCUUUGCAUUGGAGAGGAGUGUCCACACACACACACACACACACACACCUCCUGCAGCUGUGGACGUCUCCCUCAUGCGCUUCUCCUGCUCCUCAUGGCUCUCUCUGCUCCUCCUGCGCUCCUGCCUCGGUUCUGCCGCUCCGGACCACCCCGGCGUCUGCCCGAAUCACGUGAGCCUGAACCUGUGGGUGGACGCGCAGAGCACCUGCGAGAGGCAGUGCCGGACCGACCAGGAUUGCGCGGGCUUUGAGAAGUGCUGCACUGGCCUGUUGAGCUGCGUGGCGUCCCGCUACUCUGACGGAGAAGAGGGCCAGUCGGGGGCGGGGCUUCCGGCAGGGGGCGUGGCCAGCUGCGACGGGUUCGAGUGCAGCCAGCAGGGGGCGGUGUGUGCCAUGUGGGAGGGCCAGCCGGUGUGCAAGUGCCAAGACCGCUGCGAGAGCGAACCCGCCUUCACCUGCGCCUCCGACGGCCUCACGUACUUCAACCGCUGCUACAUGGACGCGGAGGCCUGCGCUCAGGGCGUCGCUCUCGCCGAGGUCACCUGCCGCUUCCACCUGAACGUUCACCCUCUCAGCACGGCUCAACCCACGUCCACCGCCCCCGACGCCGAGCCGCUCCCGCCCGCGCUCUACUCCAGCCCGCAGCAGCAGGUCGUCUACCAGGGCGGCACGGCUAGCUUCCACUGCGACGUGAUCGGCCACCCGAGGCCGCGCGUCACCUGGGAGAAGCAGACCGAAGCGCACGAGCGGAUCGUCAUGCAUCCGGACCAGAUGUACGGGAACGUCGUCAUAACCAACAUCGCUCAGCUGGUGGUGUACAACGCACAGAUGUGGGACACGGGGAUCUACACCUGUAUCGCGCGGAGCUCCUCAGGAGCGCUACGAGCCGAUUACCCACUCUCCGUCAUUAGGCGUGACACUCAGGAGUUCUUCGACGAUGCUGAGGCGGGUUUGCCGUUGGGACGCCCGUUCUCGCCGGCCGACUGCCUGGCGGAUGUGGAGCGCGGCGAGUGCGGAGAGAAGCGCGUCGACUGGUUCUACGACGUGGGCCGUGGGGAGUGUCACGCGUUCGCACACGGAGGCUGCGAGGGCGGCCGGAACCGCUUCGAGACGUUCGAGGAGUGCCGCGCGUCGUGCCAGCGCUCAGAGCUAGCCGUGUGCUCGCUGCCCGCCGUCCAGGGCCCCUGUAAGCACUGGGAGGCUCGCUGGGCCUACAACCGCCUCGUCAAGCAGUGCACGCCGUUCGUCUACGGCGGCUGCCGCGGGAACAAGAACAACUUCCGCACGCGUGGUGAAUGCGACGCCGAGUGUCCGCAGCCUAAGCGACGUCAGUGUAAAACCUGCCGGCCGAGAGGAAAGAUAUUUGCGAGUCUUUGCCGCAGUGACUUCGCCAUCGUGGGGCAGCUCACCGAGCUAAUCGAGGAGCUGGACUCGGGCAUCGCGCGCUUCCAUCUGCAGCAGGUCCUGCGCGACGAGAAGAUGGGCCUGGAGAUCUUCCGAGCGCAACACCUGGAGGUGCUGCUGCCCCGCAUGGACUGGAGCUGCCCCUGCCCCAACAUCACACAGCACCAGCAGCGCCCCCUGCUGGUCAUGGGCGAGGUGCGGGACGGCACGGCACUGGUUCUGCCGCACAGCUACGUCAGACCCGUGUCCCAGCGGCGCCUGGAGAAGAUCCGCCAGCUCCUGGCCAGGAAGACUUGUGAGAUGCUCCUGAGAUCCCAGGACUGAUUUUGCACGGAUUUAGUCUUACCAGUUAGCCAUCAAUACUGUUCAUGUCUUUUUCAAGUCAGAUACAUAAAAACGUAGAUUGCUUUAAUUAGAUUUCCGAAAAGUCAAGUCAA